AUGAAACAGGACUGGAUGGGAAAGGUCUUCUCUCACCCUGACAAAACUAAAGCCAUGUUAUUUGGAUCACCUCAGAAACUGCGUCACGCAGGAAACACUGUCACUGUAACUGAUGGGUUUAACUCAUUUGAGCAGAUACAUGAGGAAGCCUUGAAGAUCCUACCAGAGUGGAAACUACAUGCCAAUGCAAGUAAGACAGAGCGGGUCCACAUCUGUCUGGAGAAGGACAGGGAAGAGGAGGAAUGGAGAAAAAGCAAGUCGGUAGGCUCAAGACUGGGCAUCGCAGAGGACAUAGAAGAAAGAAUACAGCUAGCAAAUUUGGCCAUGAGAAAGAUGUGGAAAAUGUGGGGGACAAAGCACAUAUCGUUACAACUUAAGUUAAAACUCUUUGAAGUGUACGUUAUACCCGUGAUGCUUUAUAAUGCCGGGACGUGGGGACUCACCGAGCAGCUGGCAUACAAGAUCGACACAUGGCACCGAAAACAACUCCAACGUUUCACAGGUCACUUCCACCCCAACCACAUUAGUAACAGUAAGCUAUACAGCAAGUGCCAAGCAUCACCAUUACAAAAUGCAGUGCACCGUCGCAGAUGGUUCCUCUUCGGCCACAUUCUCCGUAUGCCACUGGACUCGCCGCCGCAAAAGAUCCUUAACGUCGUGUUCAGCAAGAAGCUCAAACCAAGGCUAGGAAGGCCACGUGAAGGCCUCCUCAGUAGUCUGGUAGACGACUGCAAGCUACAUCUCAACCAGAACAUUAGACUUGAGACUCACAUGUUAAGAUACCCAAGGGAAACAGCAGCAAACAGAGGACUAUGGGAAGAAUUGUACAAAGAUCUAGACGUACACUGA
Branchiostoma floridae (Florida lancelet) is the source of this 849-nucleotide messenger RNA. RefSeq lists its product as uncharacterized. The transcript has 2 exons. Lineage: Eukaryota; Metazoa; Chordata; Leptocardii; Amphioxiformes; Branchiostomatidae. The record is from RefSeq and is a predicted model, not a curated record. The coding region runs from base 1 to 849 and encodes 282 amino acids.